AGGGGAUUUGAAAUUGGGUCUCGUCAGAAAUUCCGUGUCUGUACGAGCAAGUAGCACGUAUAAAGGGCAGCACAGCAGCUUCCCCACCCAAACAACGUCCUCGCAUAAUUAUAGUGCCCCCCAACGUCACCAACCAACCUCGCGCAACGAUCGACAGAUCGCCGCAGCCAUGUCCAAGAGUCCUGAUCGACUUCCUACUCGCGAGCGGCGUCCCUCGACGAGCGCCCCUAUCUUCGAUAUCCAAGGAUCUGUCGGCCCAGCUGGCAUCUCCCGUCCUAAACACAAGCGGACAUACACGGGUUUUGAUGUUGACGAAAUUAAGAUUGUCCAGGCCUCUAUUCCUGAACCCCAGCGUGAGGCAUGGGCAAGAAACCAUCACAAGGCCUUCCAGACGAAAGAGGACUUCGAGAAGGAAGUCGUGCGCCAUGUCGAGACUACCCUUGCCCGGAGCAUGUUCAACUGUGAUGAGUCGGCUGCCUACUCCGCCACCGGCCUGGCCUUCCGCGACCGCCUUGUGACGCGGUGGAAUCAGACCCAGCAGCGCCAGACCUUCAUUGACAGCAAGCGUGUCUACUAUCUCUCGCUCGAGUUUCUUAUGGGACGCGCCCUCGACAAUGCCAUGCUCAAUGCUAACCUUAAGGACGUUGCCAAGGCGGGUCUCGAUGAUCUCGGUUUCCGCAUUGAAGAUAUCAUUGAGCAGGAGAAUGAUGCCGCUCUGGGAAACGGUGGUCUGGGCCGCCUUGCUGCUUGCUUCCUCGAUAGUCUUGCCACCCUCAAUUACCCAGCAUGGGGAUACGGUCUGAGGUACCGCUAUGGCAUCUUCAAGCAAGAGAUCAUCGACGGCUAUCAAGUUGAGGUUCCAGACUACUGGCUCGACUUCAACCCCUGGGAGUUUCCGCGCCAUGAUGUUACGGUUGAUAUCCAAUUCUUCGGUCAUGUUCAUAAGAUGACGGACAAGAAUGGUAAGCCCUUCUGUCACUGGGAGGCCGGGGAAACUGUCCAAGCCGUGGCGUAUGACAUGCCUAUCCCCGGAUACGACACCCCCUCCACCAACAACCUGCGGCUCUGGUCCAGUAAAGCGGCCAGCGGCGAGUUCGACUUCCAAAAGUUCAAUAGCGGUGACUAUGAAAGCUCCGUUGGCGACCAACAACGGGCUGAGACCAUCAGUGCUGUGCUCUACCCGAACGACAACCUCGAGAGGGGGAAGGAACUUCGGCUCAAGCAGCAAUACUUCUGGGUUGCCGCCUCUCUGUAUGACAUCGUUCGCCGCUUCAAGAAAUCGAAACGCACCUGGAAGGAGUUCCCCGAUCUAGUCGCCAUUCAGCUGAAUGACACGCACCCAACCCUAGCCAUUGUUGAGUUGCAACGGAUUUUGGUGGACCUUGAGAGGCUUAGCUGGGAUGAAGCAUGGGAUAUCGUUACCUCGACGUUUGGCUACACCAAUCACACCGUCCUGCCGGAGGCAUUGGAGAAGUGGCCCGUUACUCUUAUGCAAAACCUCCUUCCGCGUCACUUACAGAUUAUCUACGACAUUAAUCUGUUUUUCCUCCAAGCCGUCGAGAAGAGGUUCCCUCAAGACCGUGACCUACUUAGUCGGGUCUCUAUUAUCGAAGAGUCGCAGCCCAAGAUGGUUCGCAUGGCUUUUCUCGCCGUCGUCGGCUCCCACAAGGUCAAUGGCGUGGCCGAGUUGCACUCCGACCUUAUCAAGACCACCAUUUUCAAGGAUUUUGUCGAGAUCUACGGGCCCGACAAGUUCACCAACGUCACCAACGCCAUCACGCCCCGCCGCUGGCUGCAUCAGGCAAACCCUCGCUUGUCCGACCUGAUCGCAUCCAAACUCGGAGGUUAUGACUUCUUGAAGGAUUUGACCCAGCUCAGCCAACUUGAACUCAGCCUAAACGACAAGGCGUUCCGAAAAGAAUGGGCCGAGAUCAAGUACGCCAAUAAGGUUCGACUGGCCAAGUACAUCAAGGCGACGACGGACGUCAGUGUAAAUCCGACUGCACUCUUUGACGUGCAAGUCAAGCGGAUACACGAGUACAAGCGUCAGCAGCUGAACAUCUUUGGUGUUAUUCACCGGUAUCUCACCCUCAAGGCCAUGUCCCCCGAGGAACGCAAGAAACAGCAACCGCGCGUGUCCAUCUUCGGCGGCAAGGCUGCGCCUGGCUACUGGAUGGCAAAACAUAUCAUUCACCUGGUCAACAACGUUGGCAGCGUGGUGAAUAAGGACGAGGAUAUUGGCGAUCUCCUGAAGGUGAUCUUCCUUGAGGACUACAACGUCAGCAAGGCCGAGAUGAUCAUUCCUGCAUCCGACCUCAGCGAGCAUAUUUCCACCGCGGGGACUGAGGCGUCCGGAACAAGCAACAUGAAAUUCGUUCUCAACGGAGGCUUGAUCAUUGGAACCUGCGACGGAGCAAACAUCGAGAUCACCCGGGAGAUUGGCGAGAACAACAUCUUCCUGUUCGGCAACCUUGCCGAAGACGUCGAAGACCUCCGGCACGCGCACACCUACGGCUCUCAUACCCUUGAUCCGGAGUUGCUCGCGGUCUUCUCCGAGAUCCAAAAGGGCACCUUCGGGGCGCCACAUGACUUUGAGGCACUGAUCUCGGCCGUCCGGGACCAUGGCGACUAUUACCUUGUAUCGGACGAUUUCCAUAGCUAUAUCGAGACGCAGGCGCUCGUCGACGAGUCAUACAGGAACCAGGAGGACUGGGUCACUAAAACCAUUACCAGCGUGGCGCGAAUGGGCUUCUUCAGCAGCGACCGCUGUAUCAAUGAGUACGCCGAAGAGAUUUGGAACAUUGAGCCCCUGCAGGUUGGGUCGGAAUUUCCGCGGUUGAAGAAGCAACAGGGGCUUGGCAGGGAGUCCGGCGGCAGAGGCCACUGA
Messenger RNA from Sodiomyces alkalinus F11, 2887 nucleotides. Its product is annotated as glycogen phosphorylase. Bases 170 to 2887 code for a protein of 905 amino acids. Gene Ontology annotation, cellular component: cytoplasm. The transcript is spliced from 10 exons. NCBI's taxonomy places the organism in Eukaryota, Fungi, Ascomycota, Sordariomycetes, Glomerellales, Plectosphaerellaceae. Gene Ontology annotation, biological process: glycogen catabolic process. The record is from RefSeq and is a predicted model, not a curated record. Gene Ontology annotation, molecular function: glycogen phosphorylase activity; pyridoxal phosphate binding.